Molecule: messenger RNA, 393 nt
Organism: Ostertagia ostertagi
Lineage: Eukaryota; Metazoa; Nematoda; Chromadorea; Rhabditida; Trichostrongylidae
Source: the annotation of a GenBank genome assembly
AAAGCGUCACACGCAUCCAUAAACGCCGUUCGCUGGUCGCAUCUGAUCUGGGCCGCUGACGUCGUCUGGUUCAUCGCGUUUGUCAUCGAGCUGGACGUGGUCGUUCAUAUGAAUGCGUCACGUCAUCAGCAAAUCAGUACGCUGGGCGACAGCGAGCGACAUUUGUCGCGUCAGCGGCCAGGUGUCAGUGAUGACUGGCCGACCUUCUUAGGAGAUCGUGCGCCAACACGUGCAUUUCACGAAACGCACACAUACGAAAAUAAUCGAAGUCAAAGUGUCACGCCCUCUCAAUGGCAUAUGUUUGAAUUCAUGACUAUUCCGUUGUAUUCUGGACGACUGAGAAACAUUGUUGUUGUUGUUGUUGGCGGGAAAUUGCCUCCGCUUGCACCUCAU